Perognathus longimembris pacificus (Pacific pocket mouse) is the source of this 2282-nucleotide messenger RNA. It is a transcript of the gene Gdi1, whose product is annotated as GDP dissociation inhibitor 1. The record is from RefSeq and is a predicted model, not a curated record. The coding region runs from base 107 to 1450 and encodes 447 amino acids. Gene Ontology annotation, cellular component: cytoplasm. The transcript has 11 exons. Gene Ontology annotation, molecular function: Rab GDP-dissociation inhibitor activity. Gene Ontology annotation, biological process: vesicle-mediated transport; protein transport; small GTPase-mediated signal transduction. NCBI's taxonomy places the organism in Eukaryota, Metazoa, Chordata, Mammalia, Rodentia, Heteromyidae.
UGCGGCGGCGGCGGAGUCGGUAACGGCAGCUGUGGUAAAGGAGGAGGAGGAGCCGAGCGGGCGCUGGCACGGGCACUGACACUGACACUGGCACCGAAGCCUGACCAUGGACGAGGAAUAUGAUGUGAUCGUGCUGGGGACCGGUCUUACUGAAUGCAUCCUGUCAGGCAUCAUGUCUGUGAAUGGAAAGAAGGUGCUGCACAUGGACCGGAACCCCUACUAUGGGGGAGAGAGCUCCUCCAUCACACCCCUGGAGGAGCUAUACAAGCGUUUUCAGUUGCUGGAGGGGCCCCCUGAAUCGAUGGGCCGGGGUCGAGACUGGAACGUUGACCUGAUCCCCAAAUUCCUCAUGGCCAAUGGGCAGCUGGUAAAGAUGCUACUGUACACAGAAGUGACUCGCUACCUGGACUUCAAGGUGGUUGAGGGCAGCUUUGUCUACAAGGGAGGAAAGAUCUACAAGGUGCCAUCCACUGAGACUGAGGCCUUGGCUUCUAACCUGAUGGGCAUGUUUGAAAAACGACGCUUCCGCAAGUUCCUGGUAUUUGUGGCGAACUUCGAUGAGAAUGACCCCAAGACCUUUGAGGGUGUUGACCCCCAGAGUACCAGCAUGCGUGAUGUCUACCGGAAGUUUGACCUGGGCCAGGAUGUCAUCGACUUCACUGGCCACGCCUUGGCCCUCUACCGCACUGAUGACUAUUUGGAUCAGCCCUGUCUUGAGACUAUCAACCGCAUCAAGUUGUACAGCGAGUCGUUGGCCCGAUAUGGCAAGAGCCCAUAUUUAUACCCGCUCUAUGGCCUGGGUGAGCUUCCUCAGGGCUUUGCCAGAUUGAGUGCCAUCUAUGGGGGAACAUACAUGCUGAACAAACCUGUGGAUGACAUCAUCAUGGAGAAUGGCAAGGUGGUAGGGGUGAAGUCUGAGGGAGAGGUGGCCCGCUGCAAACAGCUGAUCUGUGACCCCAGCUACAUCCCAGACCGCGUGCGGAAGGCUGGCCAGGUUAUCCGCAUCAUCUGUAUCCUCAGCCACCCCAUCAAGAACACCAAUGAUGCCAAUUCCUGCCAAAUCAUCAUCCCUCAGAACCAGGUUAACAGGAAGUCAGACAUCUACGUGUGCAUGAUCUCCUAUGCACACAACGUGGCUGCCCAGGGCAAGUAUAUUGCCAUUGCCAGCACCACGGUGGAGACUGCCGAGCCAGAAAAGGAGGUUGAGCCAGCAUUGGAGCUGUUGGAGCCUAUUGAUCAGAAGUUUGUGGCUAUCAGUGACUUGUAUGAGCCCAUUGAUGAUGGUUCGGAGAGCCAGGUGUUCUGCUCGUGCUCCUAUGAUGCCACUACACACUUUGAGACAACCUGCAACGACAUCAAAGACAUCUACAAACGCAUGGCUGGCUCGGCCUUUGACUUUGAGAAUAUGAAGCGCAAACAGAAUGAUGUCUUCGGAGAAGCUGACCAGUGAUUGCUGAUCACCUUCCCCCAGCCCCCGUUGCCCUCUCCCCAACCUGUGUCUGUUCUCCUCAAGGGCUGGGGAGAUGGUAUGGCUGGGUACCCCUAUUUCCAGCAUCCUCUGCUUCCCCCACCACAUUCCCAUCACCCACCUCAUUGAUUCACUGACCAAAUCUUUAACCUUAGAGAUGGCUUGGGAGAUGGGAGUUGGAUAGCAUCCUCUUUCUUGGCCCUUGUUUAUCCUAGGAAAAGAGGAUUCCUCUCCUGAUGUAUGUCUCCUUCCCCUCCCCCCAUUCUUCUGCUCUGUUAGGGAAGGACGUGGAGGAAAAGCUGACUCUGCCUGCACUGCUCUUACCCCCACUGUAGUGGCCUUUGGAGAUGCUCCCUGCCUCCCCCCACCAACUGUUGUGUGUUGGGAGAGAGGGGGCCCUCCCAGCACAAAAUUGCAUUCCUUCCCUUAAUUUAUUCUAAUUUAUUAACUAGCCUGCCCUCUCUGAGCCUGAAGCCUUCUGGUGUAGCCUGGGGGCUGUUGGAAUGAGCUACCCCUACCCCCUUCCAGCCCUGGAAGCCUGGGAAAGGGGAGGUUUAGGUGUGUCCCCCUGGAGGUUGAUAUUUUUGUUUUUAUUCCUUGUCUUUGUGUUUGUGUUCUCUGGUACUUGCUGAAAAAAUGUGAGCAAAGCAGAAGGAGGUGGGAAAAUGGACCCAAACCCAUGUGCCCUGCCCCAAGCCUUUCCUUUAUAGUGGUGGGAAACCCUUAUCUUGCAAAGUGACUGUGUCUCCUUCCCCAAACUCUAGUGUAUUUCACAGGAAAUAAAAACUCUCAAUAAAACUGUUUGAAACCUGAA